Messenger RNA from Neospora caninum, 234 nucleotides. RefSeq lists its product as hypothetical. The record is from RefSeq and is a predicted model, not a curated record. The coding region runs from base 1 to 234 and encodes 77 amino acids. The transcript is spliced from 2 exons. NCBI's taxonomy places the organism in Eukaryota, Apicomplexa, Conoidasida, Eucoccidiorida, Sarcocystidae.
AUGAAAGGGAAGGGGUUCCUGCCCCGUGGCAGCAUCUUCAUUUUACUCUCGUCAGUCUUCUGCGUCGGCAUGUGUACAUUUGUGCUCCACGCGAAGGAGAAGGAGACCCAACGGCGCUACGAAGGUGUCCUGAGAGACGUCGAAAGACAGAGACAGAAACUGCAACGCCGCAAAGAAGACAGUGUUGCAACACAGUCGAGACCAGGCGCCAGUGGCGGCGCCGCCACAGUGUGA